This is a messenger RNA of Culicoides brevitarsis, 1098 nucleotides long. RefSeq lists its product as uncharacterized. Bases 1 to 1098 code for a protein of 365 amino acids. Lineage: Eukaryota; Metazoa; Arthropoda; Insecta; Diptera; Ceratopogonidae. The transcript has a single exon. The record is from RefSeq and is a predicted model, not a curated record.
AUGCUUGAAGGAAAUGAAGAUUUUCGUAAAAAGUCAAAAUCUUACAUUCAAUUCCAAAAUGAAAUUUACUUGUACGAGAAGAUUCUUCCGUUCUUCAAAAAUUUCCUAAAAAACAAAGAAACUACGUUCAAUCCUGAUAAUUGGAUACCAAAAACUUACGUGAAUAUUUGUUUAGAAACUUCUAACGUCCAGCGAGAGACAAUUUUAGUACAAGAGAAUUUGAAAGCUUCCGGAUUCAGCACUUUUGAAAAGUUGUAUUUAACUGAAUCGCAUUUUGAUUUGAUGAUUGACAACUUGGCGCAAUUCCAUUCCGUCUCAUUAGCUUUAAAAAUAAGCAAAAAUCAGAAAUUCACGAAUUUAGUUAAAAACUUGAAGCCUCUCAGUUUUGAAGAUCCUAAUGGCGAAAAAUGCGUUUAUGAUGUUCUGCAUGAAAUUUCUACAACUCGUCUCUUCAAGAACGUACUUGAAGCACAAAACCUUGAUGAAAAAGUCUUAAGGGAUGUUCAACAACUCCAAAGAAAAGUAGGUUCAAGUCCCGUUAAACUUUUCGAUACUUUCCGUGAAAUUGAUGACUUUUCAGUAAUCGUUCAUGGCGACUUCAAUCGAAACAACUUGAUGUUCAAACAAGAUUCUAACUUUUUAGAGAUGCGAAUGAUCGAUUUUCAACAAGUUCGUUUCGCAAGUCCCUGUUUGGAUUUGGCUUUCUUCAUGUAUGUCAACAUUGAUCCAGCAGAAAGGAACAAAUUAUGGGAAAAAUUGCUUUUGAAAUAUCAUGAGAAGCUUUUGACUUACAUCACGGAAAUAUUAAAAAUUGAAAAAGAUGAUUUCCGAUUGAAACCAUUGAAUUUGGAAAAUUUCCUCGAACACUGUAAGAAAAAAUUUCUUUAUGGUUUAUUGAUAACUGUUAGUUUCACUCCGUGGCUCAUUGCUCCUCAAGCUGAAACCCAAAAGGUUGGAAAAUUAUUUCAAGCUAAUAUGUUUGACGUAAAAUAUCGAGAAUUUGCACUUCACGUAGGCGGUGAAAAGGCAAAUAGGCGAAUGGUUGAAGAUGUUCAACAUGCAAGUCGAAUGGGUUAUUUCGAUAUUUGCUAUGAGUAA